Molecule: messenger RNA, 7637 nt
Organism: Thunnus maccoyii (southern bluefin tuna)
Lineage: Eukaryota; Metazoa; Chordata; Actinopteri; Scombriformes; Scombridae
Gene: pcbp4
Product: poly(rC) binding protein 4
Exons: 15
Coding region: 366-1859 (497 amino acids)
Biological process (GO): negative regulation of mRNA splicing, via spliceosome
Cellular component (GO): cytoplasm; nucleus
Molecular function (GO): mRNA binding
Source: RefSeq, a predicted model, not a curated record
AGCAGCCUGCUCCCUCUCAUCCUCCUGCUCUCCGUCCGACAAUGCGGGCACCAACUAAGGAUUUAUAAUUUUUCUUUAUUCACUCUCCGUCGUUGAUUCUUCGUCUUCACGGACUGUUCCAGUGAUGUCGCCGCAUCCACAGAUCUGAGAAAUUAAGUUGAGUUGAAAGAGAAACAGGAACGAGGAUAAAACUCACCCCUGACACCGGCUCCACCAGCUCCAUCCCACCGUUCCACCCCCAGACCCAACCUCCCCUCACCCCUCUCAUAGCUCCAGGGCUCUCCAAGGGUUCCUCGCCAGGUUCUCCAAAGGGUUCUCUGUGGUGUUCUGGAAAGCUCCAUUCGCCUCGGGGGCCUCGGACCUUCAUGCGUCUCCCAGCGGCAGAGUCCACCCACACCUCCACCCACCACACCACCACCACUACCAUGAGCUGUGAACAGGAGUUUGGAGACGGGGCCAUGGGGGUCACGCUCACGCUGCGCCUCCUCAUGCACGGAAAGGAAGUUGGAAGCAUUAUUGGCAAGAAAGGAGAAACAGUGAAGAGAAUACGAGAAGAGAGCAGCGCGAGGAUCAACAUCUCAGAGGGCUCCUGUCCAGAGAGGAUCAUCACCAUCACGGGUCCGACGGACUGCGUGUUCAGAGCCUUCACCAUGAUCACGUUCAAACUGGAGGAGGACCUGGCAGCCCUGGUAGCCAACGGCACAGUGACCAGCAAGCCUCCAGUCACCUUGCGGUUGGUCAUCCCGGCCAGCCAGUGCGGCUCUCUCAUCGGCAAAGGCGGCUCUAAAAUAAAGGAGAUCAGAGAGACGACAGGUGCUCAGGUGCAGGUGGCAGGUGACCUCCUCCCGAACUCCACAGAGAGAGAGGUGACGAUAUCAGGGAGCCAGGACGCCAUCAUCCAGUGUGUUAAACUCAUCUGCACUGUAAUCCUCGAGUCUCCACCGAAGGGAGCAACUAUUCCAUACAGACCCAGCCCGACCCCGGGAACCGUGCUGCUGGCAGGAAACCAGGUGUUCGAGGCUUCAGACUUCGGGUCUCACCCCCUGUUCUCAGUGGCUCAGGGAGGAGUGGACCUACAGCAAACAUACGCGGUACAGAGCCACUACGGCAUUCCACAUUCAGAGUUAGCAAAACUCCACCAGCUGUCACUGCAGCAACAAGGCCUGGCCCCAAUCAGCCAAUCAGCUACACAAGUCCUACCUGGGGUGGAAGCCAAUUCCCAAACCACGUCUCAGGAGCUGCUCAUUCCAAACGAUCUGAUUGGCUCAAUCAUCGGUCGCCAGGGCACCAAGAUAAACGAGAUCCGGCAGGUAUCGGGGGCUCAGAUCAAGAUCGGCAGUCAGAUAGACAGCACCAGUGAUCGACACGUCACCAUUACCGGCACGCCGAUAGCCAUCAACCUGGCUCAGUACUUAAUCACUUCCUGUUUAGAGACCGCCAAAUCCACCGCCCAGUCCUCCUCCAUGCCGUCUCCCGUUGACCUGACCAUGAGCUUCACCCAGCCCGCCCCCCCUGCCUCCGCCUCGUCCUCCUCCUCCCCCCUGGCAGCGAUGGGUGCCACACUGCCCCACGCUCCCAUCCUGGGCGCUCCCUACGCCCUCCCCCUCUCCAGCCUCCUGGGAGUGAAAUCCAUCCCUUACCUGGCACUCUCCACCCCUCCCACCUCAGCAGCAGCAGCGGCGGCGGCGGCGGCGGCUAUCGGGGCGCCCAUGUUACCGGGCUCGGUAGCGACGGCGGCGACCGCGGGCGUUCCGGUUCAGGCUCACGCAGCGGCGGCUCUGGCGUCCUACACGGCCAAGAUCUCGUCCUCGGCCAACGGGAUGAAGAAGCCGGAGAGACAGAAGUUUGCACCGUACUGAUGAAGCGGGAAAAGAAAGAAUAAUCACUGAGGUAGCUGCUGGGAAAGAGGCUGGUUUUUUAGACGGGAAGGGCAGUUUUAUUUUCCGUCUUCUACUCUCUCUCUUUCUUUCUUCUUCCUCUGCCUCUCUUCCUUCUUCAUCACUCAGAAAUAUUAAAGUGGGAUCAUUGGAAAAUGUAUGAUUUCAGAUGUGACUUAAGCCCACCACGUAAUACCGUACUGACCUGAAUAUGAGACCACACCUGUUUUUGAAAAGAAAGAAAAAAAAAACGCUUUGAAGAUACGACACACUUUCAACACUCGUCCUGUUGGGAAAGUUUCCCUGAGAUACUAUUAAUCCCAGAAGAAGAGAGAAAUUCUUCCAUUAAAGCAGAACAUAAAUCUUCUGCAGUCAGAACAUCAUUUUCACUGUAAUUUAUUUCCUCUGCUGCAGAUGAUCAGAAACUCCUGCAGGACUGGAAGAAACUCACUAGCCUAGCAACAUUAAGGCUACUAACAACCCAUAAUGCAACACUCUCUGUGUUCUGAUCUAGACAUCCCUCGUUGUUAUAUUCCUGCCAACACGGCAGCCGCACGCAGCAACAAACAGAGGCUGUAAAUUCAUGUGUUUCUAACUAAACCCGUCGUUUCCUCUGCAAAACUCACACAAACAAUGAUAAUGAACUGCCAAAGUCUGUUAACUGAACUCUGUGUGACAGCAGAUUACCGCGACUCUCGUCAUAUCUUUGCCUAAUCAGAAAAGCAAUGAUGGGAUUUUGUCAGAUUUCCACGCUGAUAUAUAUCCGUCUAAGCUCCACAUGGGAAAAAUAAAUUGAAGAACAAAUAGAGGAUGAUGAAUAAUAUUCUCCGUCUUGCUUUUUUUUGACCUUUUUUUACAGGAUACAAACACCACAUUCAUGUCGUUUUUUUUUUCUUUUAGUGGCAAUUUCAAAAACUUGUUUUGUUUGCCUGUCAAAGCCUUUGAAAGCCUGGCGAGUGUGACAAGAAUGUUGUGCGACUGAUAAAACACAAAAGAAUAUCUGUCUGAUCGCUCAUAAUCCCGUAGUACUAAUCAUCAGGCAGCAUGUGGGAUAUUUUUGACUUUUCAUUUCUCAGUGGUGAUUAUAAAAUGUGCAGACAAUCUUGUACAGUAGCUUUGUAGGGGGGAUGACAUACAGCGAGCAGGAAGCUUUGUUUUGGUAUUUUUUGCAUCAAAUCUUCACAUUUCUGUGCAGAUAUUCAUCGGUUUAAUAAACAACUCAGGUUACAAGACUCCUCUCAACUUGCCCCUUGUAGAUAAGAGUUCCUCAACACAGCCAUAACUCAAAAAAGUCACAAAUUACAUGUCGUAGUUUUCAUUAGUUUAUAGAAAAUUUGGGACUGACACAAACCCAGGGAUGCUUUAUGUCUCUGUGUUAAUUCAGGGUAUCAAAUAGAUCUUCUCUUACAGCAGGGAAAUACACUCUGACACAAGCAUAAAGGUCCUCACACUAAAGAGUUCAAUCUCUCUGAAAACAUCUGCCAGUCAGAUGGUUAUAUGUUAGAUUGUAGGUUGAGUUUAAGAAUAAUAAUAAUAAUAAUAAUACUGAUAAAAUUGUUUUGUCUAUUACAGUUACUUAUCUAUUUAUUUAAUUAUUUAACUGUAGUUUAAAUUUCUCUGCAAAAACUCUUCUAUCAAUUCGACUCGACUAGAGGCUGUUUAUGUAAGUUCACACGUAUGUUACAUCAGUUUAUUUUAACAGAUAUAACGGACGUCUACUGCGUCAUGUUUAGCUGAGAAGGAUUCAUGUGUUAUAACUGGGAGAGAACUGGUCUAAACCCUCCUGUAGUACAUGUGGAUAUUCCAAAUUUACAACUUAAGGAAUUAAAGAAAUGAAUAAAUUAUAUGUAUUUUUGGGUUGAUCAGGAUCUGUUUCUUUAUUCCAUGAACAUCAUGGAAUAAAGAUGAAUUAAGACGAGAAAGAAAGAGCUUUGUGGUUUAAUAAUAAAGAAAGUGCACGUAAAGUAAUAAACUUUUCCCUCUGAUAAAUCAGGGAAAAAGUCCAGUUCAGCAGGUCAGUAUCGUUUUCCAAUAAUCCCACUUUGGUUGUGUUUUAUUGAUGACUUGUUUUUGCCCUGAUCGGAGUGACUGUUUGAGGGUCGGCGGGUGUUUGUAGCUACUGUACGAUGAUUCUGAUAUUUAAGGUUAUUUGGGCCAGAAAGCCUGUAAAAGCCAUAGAGACUAUUCAGCUUUCCCCUCUUUCUCUCUUUAUUCUAUUGUAUACUCUCAUAUUUAUUGACUAAUAUGAAAUAUUCCCUCAGAGAGUUUAUAUCACUGGUCACUAACACUGAGCUGAACAACUCGGCUUUUGUAUACAAUGAUGUCUACUUGUAUAUUUCCUUUCUGCUUCCUGUCUGUUAUUUUUUCUUUAUUUUUAGUAUUUGUUGUAGAGUUUUUUUUUUUUAAAACCUACAACAGAUUUAAAAAAAACGUAACAGUGUACUUGUUUUUGUUCACAAUUUUAAAUGUGUUGUUUAAAUUAUUUUUUAACUUAUUAAGAUGACUAUUACAUUUACAGUUUUAGAAAUAAAAAAAAAACAAAAUCUUUCUUUUUCCAACAUGGCUGCAGGUAAAUACUAUAAAACUGUAUUUUUUUUUUUCUGUUUUCUAUUUAGUUGUGUGAACAAAAUUAACUUUGUUUUUGUUUUUUUGGGGGGGAAAAAACGAUCACUGUACCAUUAAUGCUAAUAACCAGAUGUUUUUUGUUAGAUAGAAGAGUAGUGUUUUCACUUGUGAGCUCAAACUGGACAUUUUACCACACACACUUUCUGACUGGGGACAUGUGUUUGUAAAAGUCUGCGCUGCUUCUCAACUUUCAGCCUCCACAGAACUACAAUAAAGUAGAACCAACACUUCCUGUCAACUUAUAUGAACCUAAAAUCUGUUAAAGUUGGUAUAAAAGAAAAGAAAAAUCAUAUUUCCUGACAUAAAUGUAAUUUUUAUGUGGAAAUAUCUACAGCAAGGAGUUUUGGUAAAGUGAGUUUUGAAAGCCAGUUGUAUCAGCAUCUUGUUAAGUCAUUCCUGGAUCAGUAAUAUCGAUCAAUAAUCCUGUCAGCUGUUAGCAGAUACAUCAGGGACACACUGUGUAUCUGGCUUAAACACACUUCAACGCAAAAUCAUCUUUUCCUCGUAGACUAAAGGGACGAUGCAUCGCUCUUACUCACAAUAUAAAGGAUGAAAUCAUCAUUUUGUUGUGUAGCCUAUAACAAAGUAAAACAUCAUAACUAGCUGAUUAAAGAUUUAAAGAGGAUAAAAAAGGCAUCGUUACACCGUAGACUGUAAAUAAUAAUGGACAUAGUCAUUGGUUUGUGGACUCCUGCCUUGAAGCCUCGAGUUUGGCAUUUUGACCGUCGCCAUCCUGGAUUUUUGGAGCCAGGAGUGACCGUAUUUGGACGAGACGGUGGAGCUGACCCUAAUGCUAACUGCUAGCUUGGUUAGCACGGCGCAUUUGCAGUGUACAGUUAACUGUUAUAAUGCUAAUUUGCGAAAAACGGCCUUAAAACCAUUAAAACAAAAUUAACUUACCCAAAAAACUGACCCUACCUGCUUGAGUUACACGUUAAUGAGCUGACCCUAAUGCUAGCUGCUAGCUGCUAGCUUGGUUAGCAUGGUGCAUUUGCAGUAUGCAGUUAACUGUUAUAAUGCUAAUUUGCGAAAAACGGCCUUAAAACCAUUAAAACAAAACUAACUUACCCAAAAAACUAACCCUGCCUGCUUGAGUUACACGUUAAUGAGCUGACCCUAAUACUAGCUGCUAGCUGCUAGCUUGGUUAGCACGGUUCAUUUGCAGUAUGCAGUUAACUGUUAUAAUGCUAAUUUUCACCAGCGAAAAAAAGGCCUUAAAACCAUUAAAACAAAACUAACUUACUCCAAAAAACUGACCCUACCUGCUUGAGUUACACAUUGAUGAGAUUUUUAACGAGGUUUUCCUACUUCUGGACCAGAAUCUGGAAGUUCCGGUUUGACUUUGCCUCUCAAUUUGAACAUCAUUAAUUUAUUUAUUCAUUUAGGAAUUUUCAGUUCACGUAACUGUUGAAUAACCUUUUUCCUGAUGUUUCGAUCUUAUUUUCUAAUAAUGACUAUUGAUGAGAUCUGAGUGAUACUCAUUUCUGUACUUCCAGGUCCACAUUGCUUAUAAAACUAUGCCAUUUCCUCAUUAUGCACUCAAAAUCAAUACUGUCAGUCACCACUCUCAGACUUUUAGACAUAACAGUUGGAUUAUUGAUCACCCUCACGGUGCUCCCUCCCUGCUGUAUAAUGGUGAUUGAUGGAGAAUCAGAUCAGGGUUGAGGUUAGUCUACUUAUUGUAGUUCUGUGGCAGAGUUCUGUUCUCUUUUUAUUUCUAUUUUUUAUUUUUUUUUAUUUUUCCAACUAAACUGAUGCUCAGCGUGGUUUACUGUCCUUGCCAGAGUGUCAGAGACUAAUGCUGCAUGUUUGCUUGGCCUCACUAACACACACACACACACACACACACACACAUGUAAAUACACACAAAAAUGACAAAUCAAUUAGUGUAACGCACACGUAUAGAUACAGCCAAUUCACACACACACACACACACACAUACACACACAGGCCUUGGUCAUUGCACUGACAGUGUGAACUAAAAGCAAUACUAAACAGAGCGGAUGAGUAGCUACACAUCGCGGAGCAACAGCGGCAGGCAAAUAUACGUGUGUGUGUGUACUUUUCAACUGUAACAAACACAUUAAUAUUUAACUUGGUGGGUUGUCGAUGCAUAGAGUUCUCUGGUCCUUUUUUGUUUGUUUUUAAAAACAAUGAUGAUAAUGUGGUAUAUCAAACAAGCUCACUUAUUUUUAUAAAGUCAGAUAACCUUGUUGAUGAACUGAAUUGAACUGUGGACACCCGUGUUUAAUCACGUCACUCAUCCGUCCUCUCCACUGUCUUCACUGUUUUCUGUUUUCUGUUCUCUCUUUUUUCCGGUCUUUCGUCGUUCAUGUGUCUUUUCAUCCAUUUGCAUGAGUUUGACUUGAAUUGAUGUCUAUGCAAAAACAUCUCUGUGUGGUUCAGCUCAGUCACCCAUGUGUGGAGUCACGUGGAGGCUGCGCUGGUGCUUGUGAAAGUGGGCUGAAGUAAAACGAAAGGGCUAAAAGGAGAUUACGGGUCUGACUCACAAUACAUCUGCCCUGAUGAUCAAUUCUGGUUUUGACACUUAUUUUUAUCAAAGACAAUAGUACAGAACAUCACUGCCAGGCACUGUGACAUCCAGAUCUCCAACAUUGUAUUUUAAGGACAGCAAAUCUUUAUGCAGCUUUACCUAAUUUGCAUUUAAUCGUCCAUGAUUGGCAAAGCAUACAGGAUAUAGAAGGUAAAUGAGAUGAAAUAAAGAGUUAGUGUGAGAGAGAAAAACCACCUGUAACAUUCCUUAUUGUCCUCAAAUUCAAACUUAGCCUCGUUAUAACGUUAGAGUUUACUAAGUGCAAAUUCAUGAAAUUAAAACCACACAAACUAGUUGUUAAGUAAAGUUGCUGCUAAAUAUUCAGAGCCGCUGGCUGCAGGUGGAACUGUUACGUUAGCUAGCUGAACGAACCAACUGACAAAGCUAACGUUGUUUUCAUUAUCAAUUCAUCUGCAGAUUAUAUUCUUGAUUAUUUGUUAGAAAUUAGUCAAGAAUUAUUGUUGUAAUUUUCGAAGAGUAGAAGGUCUUCAGAUUUCUUGCUUUGUGCGACCAACAAUCCAAAAAUCAAGAAUGUUCAGUUUACUGUCACGUACGGCAAAUAAAGCAUCAAAUCCUCACAU